Armigeres subalbatus is the source of this 2180-nucleotide messenger RNA. RefSeq names its product RNA-binding protein spenito-like. Gene Ontology annotation, biological process: regulation of alternative mRNA splicing, via spliceosome. Gene Ontology annotation, cellular component: nucleus. The annotation marks the transcript as partial. The transcript has 3 exons. The record is from RefSeq and is a predicted model, not a curated record. NCBI's taxonomy places the organism in Eukaryota, Metazoa, Arthropoda, Insecta, Diptera, Culicidae. Gene Ontology annotation, molecular function: mRNA binding.
UGUUUUUCUCCCUCACCUUGUGACGUCGUUUCGGUUCGUUUGUUGUUUGUUCGUUUCGUUACUCAGUUGAAGCGUGAGUUCGACCGUUUUGGUGCCAUCAAAAAGAUCGAAUAUAACAAAGGGGACACCCAGGCCUACAUUCUGUACGAUUCUAUUGAUGCUGCUACGGCUGCUGUGAAGGAAAUGCGUGGAUUCCUGUUAGGGGCACCGGAUCGUCGUAUUCGUAUCGAUUUUGCUGACAACGGAACAACACCAUCGUUCUCAAAGCGCAGUGGAUGUUUUGAGGAAGGCGGUGAGUAUCGUCGCGCCCCCGACUACGAAUAUCCGGAAGGUGGUGCAUCAUACGAGGAAAAUUCAUUGUACGGCUAUGGUGGAAGACCGUUCCGCGGCAGAGGAGGAUUCCGCGGGCGUGGUGGUUUCCGUGGCAGUUUUCAUAGUGAUGGCCCACCGCACCACGGGGACAAUGAUGAAUGGCGUCGAUCAGGAGCCGAUGGCGAAUAUGAUUCACGCCGUCGUUCUGGAUCACGUGAACCAGGAAUCGAUAGAUCUCGCUCCCGUUCACCGAGGCAACGCAGUCCGGCUGAUUCGGAUUCUGAUUCGUCUUCUCAUAGGAAUGGCAUGUUAUCGAAUGCAAGAACGUUACCAGAAGUCGCACGGAAAUCUACCACAUUCUGGCAAGGGGCGCUGAUUUUGAAGAGUUCACUAUUCCCCACCAAGUUGCACCUAACGGACGGAAACAACGAAAUAGUGGACAGCCUGAUGAAGGACGAGGAAGGUAAACACCACCUUCGUAUUACUCAGCGACUACGCCUCGAUCAACCCAAGUUGGAAGAUGUGCAGUAGCGCAUAUCGACGUCAUCGUCGCACGCAAUCUUCCUCGGCCUGCCGGGAUCGACGUCAUCGGUAGCAUCGUCGGAUGAUGCCAGCGUUCAGACGCGUCCACUGCGUAAUCUCGUGUCCUACUUGAAGCAGAAAGAAGCGGCCGGCGUUAUAUCCUUACUCAAUAAGGAAACGGAAGCAACCGGUGUGCUCUACUCAUUCCCGCCAAGCGAUGUUUCGACAGAAUUGUUGAAACGAACAUGUCAAAACCUCACCGAGGAGGGACUGAAGGAAGACCAUCUGAUAAUCGUGGUGGUCCGAGGAGGAAUCGCCUGAGUUGCGGAUGAGGGCGCAGAUAACACAUAAGGAGUGAUCGGGGCAAUAUGGGCCACCUAAGGAAAUCGUUCCGAAAAGCGCUGAAAAGCUCAACAAAUCAUCAUCAGUUGGAAGAUGUGCAGAAGCGCAUAUCGACGUCAUCGUCGCACGCAAUCUUCCUCGGCCUGCCGGGAUCGACGUCAUCGGUAGCAUCGUCGGAUGAUGCCAGCGCUCAGACGCGUCCACUGCGUAAUCUCGUGUCCUACCUGAAGCAGAAAGAAGCGGCCGGCGUUAUAUCCUUACUCAAUAAGGAAACGGAAGCAACCGGUGUGCUCUACUCAUUCCCGCCAUGCGAUUUUUCGACAGAAUUGUUGAAACGAACAUGUCACAACCUCACCGAGGAGGGACUGAAGGAAGACCAUCUGGUAAUCGUGGUAGUCCGAGGAGGAACCGCCUGAGUUGCGGAUGAGGGCGCAGAUAACACAUAAGGUCAAUAAUUGCUGGUGAUGACGAGGCUUCAACGCUGGCGUUUGCCCUAAAGACAGCAUUGCCAGCGGACGUUAAUGUAGCUGCUCCAUAGCAUUAAUCGCAUCUCUUGAUCUCCAACCGGGUUCUCGAGUGCUGCGAUUCCUGAUUGGGCUUGAAUUACGGUGAUAGUCGUCCUUGUUGGUAGUAUCUUGGAUCGGACCCGAUGAUCUUGAGAAGCUUGACCAGAUCACGCAGCAGAUUUCGGAUUCGAUUCGCGGUUACUCAACUGGGAUUACUGAUCCACAUCUACGUCAACUAGCUGGAUUGGCAGGUUAUGAGUGAGUGCAACAUCCUGAGUGCAACAACUUUUCGGUAGUGACUUUGGUUUUGGUUCCGUGUUGAGGCACAAGAAAGUUCAAGUUCCGGAGGAAAUGGGCCACGCGCAACUCAUGUGGAUAAGGAACGUGCGCGCCUGGAGACCGCCUGUCCAGCUGUUUUCACGUACGGCCACAAUUCCUUCCUUGACCUGAAAACAGUUUUUAUUAAUAAUAAACCAAUAAAUCAUUAAUUUCAAAUUA